UACACUGUACAACUUUUUAAUGACAUGACAAAGUGAAAUCAUUGUAAUCGUUUUGAUAAAUAUUUGAUUAUUUUGUAAAAAUGUCCUUCUUUGGGGUAGGAAAUCCCUUUUCUACGCCGGUAGGCCAAAAAAUCGAGCAAGCGACAGAUGGAAAUCUGCCGUCGGAAAACUGGGCCCUUAAUAUGGAAAUAUGUGAUAUUAUUAACAGUAGCACAGACGGACCUAAGGAUGCUGUAAAAGCCAUCAGAAAGAAAUUAACCCAAAGCGCUGGCAAAAACUAUACAGUUGUCAUGUACACACUGACUGUACUGGAAACCUGUGUCAAAAAUUGUGGAAAGCCACUCCAUGUCUUGGUGUGUCACAAAGAAUUUAUUUCUGAAUUGGUAAAAUUAAUUGGCCCUAAAAAUGAUCCCCCAACAGUAGUUCAGGAAAAGGUACUAAGCUUGAUCCAGUGCUGGGCUGAUGCAUUUCAAAAUCAACCUGAGCUACAGGGUGUUGUACAAAUAUAUAAUGAACUUCGAACCAAAGGUGUGGAGUUUCCAAUGACAGAUUUAGAUGCUAUGGCGCCAAUAUUUACCCCACAAAGGAGUGUCCCCGAUGGGAUAGAACCAGUGGUGGGAUCGCCACAAAGAACCGCCAUUUCACAGACGUCUCCAAGUCGACCGGCGCCUGAACAGAUCUCUGGCACGGUGACACUGUCCGAGAGUCAGAUCAGCAAGCUGCGCGCCGACUUGGCUGUGGUGGAAGGCAACAUGAGCGUGAUGAACGACAUGCUGAACGAGCUCACCACGCAGCCGCACACCAACCACCACCAGAGCGACAUUGAAUUGCUAAACGAGCUGGCGGACACAGUGCGCGCGAUGCAGUGCCGCGUGGCGGAGCUGGUGGCGCGGCUCGCGGGGGAGGCGCCGCUCACGGCCGACCUGCUGCACGCCAACGACGCCCUCAACAACCUGCUGCUGCGGCACGCGCGCUUCCUCAACAACAGGAAUGCUGCAACUGGUGGCGCCACGCCUUCCGCCAUUUUGGGUGCCGCUAUGGGAGUGCCCGGCUCUACUGAAUCACCAAAGAAGACAGAGGAUGAUGCACUUAUAGAUCUCAGCGAUGAUGUACCUGAUAUUGCCAAAUUGACUGUGAAGGACGCCCAACCGGGCAAAUCUCCAGGCAGUUCCAAAGAUGAGUUUGAUAUGUUUGCGCAAUCUCGGAAUGUCUCCUAUGAAACCUCCAAAACUGGUGGAAGCACUUACGCGGAUAAUUCAGAGGAACAAGCAACGGGCGGACUGGCGGCAUCCGCUAGCCUGCGCGCUACACAAGCGCAGCCGAUGCCGUCGGGUAUGGAUCAGAGAGAAAUAGAUGAGAUAGCCGCUUGGUUAGCGCAAGAGAAGGCUGCAACCGAAGCUAAUGGCGCUCAAGAGAGCGUGACCAGCAGCGAUUUCGAUAAAUUCUUGGCUGAGCGCGCCGCCGCCGCCGACAACUUGCCCGCCGCCACAGCCGCCACCGCCGCUACCACCGCCACCAAUGCCACCACCGCCACACCACAACCCACCCCUCGACACCGGCAGAUCAACAAGGAGGGCCAGGACUCCAUGUUCGCGCUCUGAUAUGUUUCACCACCUACGCCGGUAUAAACCCCAGACUUUUCUGCGAACGUCUAAACCAUUUCUAGUUGUUCCGUCAACUACAUUCUAGAGGGAACGAGACGGAACGACCCGAAAUUGACUUUUAUUUGUUCGCGGCAGAAACUGGUUUACACUAGAGUAAUACUUGCACUUAGUACGUUAUUGUACGUCGAUAAUCUUCGCUUUGAUUACGAUAGUGUUUUAUUCGUGAGUCACAACGACAGCGAUGUAUCUAAAUACAACAUACUGAUAAUUAGCGAUACUGCUUGAGCCAUUUUACAUCUUCUGCAGUACUGUGUAAUGUCUAUGAUUGAAUGAGAUAUACUAUCAUCGUGACUCAGUGAUAGCGCCUGUUUAUGACUAAUAUUGAUAAAAGUAUCAAUUUGUUAAUAAGUAAUAUACGGUUUACCUUUAGUCUGACUUGCAACUGUCUAGGGAUACAACGGAAAUUUUUAUAUACAUAUAAUUUAUUAUUAAUGUUAUAUACAUUAUUGUUAACUGUUGUAGUUUUAUUAAAGUUUGAGGCAAAGCGCUCUAUUCUAUCUGAGCUCAAAGAAUAAAAUACUAAGUGCUUGAAUAAAAUGCUAAUGUAAACCAGAUUAAAGUCGUUUUAAUUUCUAUAGAUAAAAUUGACAAUCGUCAACAUCGUGUCUGCCUCAAAAAGUCCGCAAGUAAUAUUAAUAAUAAAAUUUGAAAUGCACUUUCAUGGAUCAGAUAUAAGAAACAUAAUUAUGUUUUUUCAAGUAGACCUUAUGAAAAAUACUUGAAUGUAAUUUGAUCCAAGAAGAAUUAAUGAGAAACUCUGCUUUCAAUCUUUUCAAAUGACAUUUACAUUAUGAUAAAACAUGCAUAUUGCAGUUCAG
Achroia grisella is the source of this 2482-nucleotide messenger RNA. RefSeq names its product TOM1-like protein 2. The record is from RefSeq and is a predicted model, not a curated record. Gene Ontology annotation, cellular component: membrane; endosome. Gene Ontology annotation, biological process: signal transduction. Lineage: Eukaryota; Metazoa; Arthropoda; Insecta; Lepidoptera; Pyralidae. Gene Ontology annotation, molecular function: ubiquitin binding; phosphatidylinositol binding; clathrin binding. The transcript is spliced from 13 exons. The coding region runs from base 81 to 1601 and encodes 506 amino acids.